Messenger RNA from Limanda limanda (common dab), 1318 nucleotides. It is a transcript of the gene lto1, whose product is annotated as LTO1 maturation factor of ABCE1. NCBI's taxonomy places the organism in Eukaryota, Metazoa, Chordata, Actinopteri, Pleuronectiformes, Pleuronectidae. The coding region runs from base 103 to 528 and encodes 141 amino acids. The record is from RefSeq and is a predicted model, not a curated record. The transcript has 5 exons.
ACAGACUGACUGUAAUGUGUCCGUGAACGGUCACACACAUAUUUCAGCGACGAGCUGCGGACACAUUUUUCAAACCUUAAGACUGAAAUUGAGAAGGUGGAGAUGGCUGGCGGCCGCGGACACGAAGAGCUGUUUGACAGUAUUUUCCUCGCGGAUGAAAGGUUCCGAGGGGAGGGCUACAAGGAGGGAUUUGAAAGAGGAAAAUGCAGAGGAUUGCAGGAGGGCCAUAGACAUGGGGCCUCUCAUGGGGCCAAGUUGUCAACUGAGAUUUCCUUCUAUAAUGGGUUUGCCAUCACAUGGAAGUGCCUUCUCCAAAAUAAAACAGAUGUCAAAUCAAGAAAGCGUAUAAAAACUCUGGAGGCUUUCUUGGGUUUAAUCCAAAACUCUCCUCACGAUGAUCCACAGUCUGCGACACUACAGGAGGAAAUGGAGAAGCUUCGGGCCAAGUUCAGACAGGUCUGCUCGAUGUUGAAUGUCCCAACUGACUUCAAGGAUCACAUCAAAACCUCCCAAGGGACUUCUUUCUGAAUCAGUCUUGAUCGUGAUGAUGAGGAGGAGGAGGAGCUGAGAGGACACCUGCCAUCCGGACAGAGGAGAAUCAGGAUGAGCUGCUCUCAGUCAACAGUCCCGCUGUUCGUCUCACAGGAGGCAGCAGCAGGUGACUGGUCUGUGGUGGAUUUAUUGUGUAAAGCAGUGACAGCAAAGGAUUGGUCUCUGCUCUCAGGUUCUGGUGACAUUUGGAGAAGUCCUAGGUCCUCAUUAAUCUCGAUCAGUAAGAAGAGAUGACUGUUGUUAUCUGUAGGGGGAAUCUUUGUUUGUAACUUUGUUAAAAGACUGGAUUAAUUGCAGUGGCUCAGUGUGUUACAGGACCUGAAUUGAGAACCAAUAAAUGUAAUAAACCGACUGCAAGACAUUGAGUUGUUUUAAACACAAUUUCUUCUUCGAUGUCCAUUUUCAGAGAUUUGCCUUAAUGAAACUUUUAAUAAUUUUCAAUUGUGUAGGAUCACAAUAUGUUUUCUUUUAGGUACUUUUUUUUUAGGUGAUAUUAAGAAUAUUCUUUUUUUCUACUUUAUAACACACUACAAGCAACAUUUAAAUAUGUUGUAUCAUCCAAAACAGGUUCAAGAAAUGUAUCUUAAGUUUAUGUUCAUUUUGGUGAGAUUUAUUACCAAUUUCAUAUCUGGGAUUUUGCACUGUUGGGUUGACAGAAUGAGCACUCUGCAUAUGUUUGUUCUUAAAUUGUUUGAUCAAAUGAUUUCAUCAAGAAGAAAAUGAGUCCUUACAUUAAUAAAGAAUUCUUCAUCUCCUACACACAGCA